CCACCAAAUCGCACUGCGUUGUUGAUGCGUGUAUAUCGCAGUGCAGAAACUAAGUAAAAAUUAGCAGUUAAAUCCCCCUAAAAAUCACAUUCUAUCGAAUUGGAUGUUAUAAUUUAGUUUCUGUUUGUGUGAGAGAGAUGAAUUAAAAAACUUGGUACCAUGACUGGUAAUGAUGCCUGGUCACUCUACCUCCACCAGGGUCUUCAAUCCAUUGGACAUCCUAGCCAAUGCUGCCAGUCUCAUUCCCAAAACAAUGACCCCCCAGCAGGACACGGUGCCCACUGACCCAGCUCCAGCUCAGGACAAUGUCUCAACUACUGAGGAUUUGGAGAAAAUGUUUGAUGAACACAAUUAUGGCAACUCAAAGAAAGUUGUGGUGAAUAAAAUUAGUCAUUCAAGUUUCUCAACUGAUCUUGGACCUAAAGGAAAAGAUGGAGCAAAGUUGAAGGACUCCAGUAGGAGAGUGAUUGUGACUGUCGUCAAUCGAUCUGGAGACCAACGAGUGGUGAAGACAUUUAGUAGUGUGAAAGCUGUCAGAAAUAUCCUCAAGACAGAUGUAAGCAUAGGCAAAGAAACUGAGGAGGAAAAGAGAGAUGAUUCCUCCUGUGUUAAAACUUUUCCCAUACCUCCUAAUGACUUUUUGUCUGAGAAGAGUAAACAAAGUGAGAAAGCAACAACAGAUGCUAAAUUCCAGGUAGAUGUAGCCACACCAGGUAGUGUGAAUUUAAAAUCAAUAGACACUUAUCAAGCAGUGCAAAAUACCUGUGAGAAUGAGACACAAUCCAAUACCUCAAUAGGAGAGAAUACGGGAAGCAACUCUAGUCAUCCAUCAAACAAAGAACAGGUGAAUCAGGCACAGGUGACUUGUGUGAACACAAAUAGCCCAGAGGAAGACCAAGGUGAGAGCAGUAGUGCUACCUGUCCAUCAAGCCAUCAAUGUGUGAAAGAAAGUUUUACAUGUAAACAGUCCCAGGAGAUGCCAGAGCAUAGCCCCAGUCAAGAUGAUGUCUGUGAAUCUUUGUCCCUGGUAAAAGAGGGAAAUUCUGAACAUGAAGAUAAACAAAAAAUUGAAAGUGACCAUACUGCAGUUGUGUGUGAUUCUUCACAGGAAUUAAAUCCAAAAAUGACCAUUUCUCCCCCUGGGACUUGUUUUGAAGUUAGUUCAGUUGAAGAAGAGACUGACCAUUGUGCAAUUCCUAAUGAUGAAAAACCUAGUGUUUUAUCUGAUCAUAAACACCAAUUGUCUGGUGAAUUUUCAGGAAAAAGAGAUUACAUUGGAUCACCUGAUGGGUGUUGUUUCAAGCUGUUUGAAGAUACAAGUGACUCUGAAAGUUGGAGAUAUGAGGGAAACAGAGGUGAUAUAAGACUCAGUUUAGAUUUAGACUCGCCUAAAAGUGAGCGAAAUGAAAAUCCUUCACCUGCAUCUGAAAUGGGAAAAAGAAAGUCUUCUGACACUUCUUUAGACCCUUUGUUGAGUCCUAGAACAUAUGAAGAAAAUGAUGUGCAAAAGUUUUCUAAUGCUGCAUUGAUCAGUAAUAUGGACCAUUGUUAUGCUGGGCUCACUAAUAACCUAAAGCCUGAAAGCAACAUGGAAGAUCAAAUCCAGAAAAGUGAAUUAAACUCAAGUAGUUCCUCAGAAGAUUGUCAUAAAAACAGUAUAAAUUUGAAAGACCUACUCCGUAAUGGCAAAAACGUCAUAUGUGGACCUUUUGACAAAAGUAGCCCAAGUAAAAUCAAUCAAAAAAGAGAUGCAAUUGUGGCUGUUAUGGUAACAGAACCUCAAGUAGCAAAAACUGUUCAAACAACAGUGCCCAAGGAAGUGUCUCCAAAAUUUGGAAAAUAUCGCAUUGGGACUUUUGCAUCAGUGAGUAACACUGCCAUGGGAUUGGAAUCUCCUACAAGCAAGAAAGGUCCAGUCAAGGCCACUUCAUUACUGACCAACACAGUAUACACAAACAGUGUCCCUUUGGUGGUCAGUCAUGGAGCAAGGACAUCACAGUUCUCUGACUUGACUCUCCAACAAGUCUUGGAAAGAAAAUGGGUUAGUGUCACAGAUCAUGACCAUGACUACUGUCUCCCAAGAAUCCAGGGUCCUCCCCUAUUGUCCAAACAGAAAAAGUCAGAGGAUAAAAAAGCCAAGAAAGUUGUUCAAACGGACAGCACAGACACAGAGUCCAAUGAUGAGUUUAUUCCAGAUGAGGAUAGUUUGCCCAACUCUCCCCAACCCACUCCCACUCUUCGACAUAGGGCUCACAAGUCAGAGAAAGUGGCAGAUUACAUAAAGGGUGGCACCUCUGAUUCCAAGUUGAAGAUCACUGGCAAAUAUCAAGAUGAUUAUAUUUACUUUCUGAACACUAAGUUAAGAAGUCGGCGAAGAACUCCCAGUGUGGAUCAGAAAAGUCUACCACCCAACAAAAUUGUGGUCCCUCUUCCCAAACCAGGAGACAUAGUGGUUCCACAUUUAACAGAUGCAGAUUUAGAGUUGAUUAAAUCUGGCAACAGUGAUAAAAUACCACAGAAAAUGUGUUCAAAUACAGACAAUCUUCAAGGUUUGAAACCUGCAGUCCAGCCACAAACAUCAGGGACAAGUUCAAGUAACAUCUCAGAUGAGGAAAGCAAACUCAUCAACACUAUUCUGAGUAUGGAAAAUGGGGAACAGAACCCCCCAGGUCCGGUGACUGAGAUCCCAAACUUUGGGGAAACUCCAGCUUUGUUUGGGGGUACUAAUGAUGACAUCCUAAAUCUGACUCCAGAGCAGAUGGAGAUACUCUUUAAUGCCAUGGAUGAGGUCCAGAGUGAAUCUCCAGACAUUUCUACUGCAGGAAACAAGUUUAACUUGGAUGUUCCAAGCUCAACAGUGACCACUACCUUCCCAUCAGGUGAAAAUGAAGUGUCAGACCAGAAAACCUUUCAAAAUUCAAAUGAUCUUGAAAUGGUUCCAACUACUAAACCAUCAGCAGAUGUUAGUGUUGCUACAGGGAGUUCCUACCCAGAACUGGCUGCCAUUCCUCAAGAGAAAUCCUCAUUGGACUUGUUUGGCUCUGAAAUGAAACUCUUCCCUGAAGCUUCAGCCAUAAGCAGUGAGACCUCACAAAAGCCAGAAACGUCUACAGUUGAGACUGAUUCCUCAGCUCCAUGGAUCGUGACUGUGAGCAUGUUCUGGAAUGAUUUGCCUGCCAUUAUGAUAGAUAAUGCCCCUUUUGUGAGAUUGGUGGACAUUCAUAAACAAAUUCUACCCGCAAAAGACACUGGCAUUCUCAAAAAACGGUGCCAGCUUUUGGGAAUUGAGGUGUUGAACUGUACAGAGAUGCAGCGUUAUUUUCUGGUUCAAUAUGGCAAAGCAUUCAACUCCAAAAGCACCCUAAUUAUAAGUAAGGAUGAUGCAAAGUCACUGAUUGGUUAUUACGUCAACCCAGGAUCUCAUCCCCCAAGAGUAAGGUGUCGUUCCAUUGGAGGAAAAGCUAAGGUCACUGUACAAAAUAAUAGAAAUAAAAAAAAUCAUUCAAAGGCAGCAGUAGAAGUGGAAGAGGAGAAGAGAGAGGUCAACCCAAUGCCAGCAGUCCCUCCCUCCUCCCUGGUCUCCCAAAACCCCCUAACAUCUAGGACUCGGCACAAAAAAAUCAACUUUUUGGAAAUGCUGAAGGGAGACUCCAAUAAUAACAACACAACAACAGAGGAAAGUGAAAAUGAUAUUAAAGAAGAGGCAAAACCUGAAAAGAUCAAGCGUGCCUCCAAAAGCAAAACGGGGGGAGAACCAAAAUGUUCCACAGAAAAGAGACAGAAAUCAGAACAAAGUGUAGAAGAGACUACAAAUUCCACUUCAGAAGAGUCUGGAAAAAAUAAAAGUGACCAAAAUAAACUAGGACAGAAAAUGGAAUUGAUUAAGAAGGAUGUAAUUUUACAACCUAAAAAGCUUAAGUUUGGGAAAAGUAAGAAAUACCCAGGACCUUUGAAAGUAAAAUGGACAGUAUUUAGCAAUAACAAGAAACAGUCAACUGAAGAGAAAGAGGAGACUGGUUCAGAGAUCAGGGAAAAUGUUCUCUCUGUGGUGCACAAAGACAUGACUCUAAAAAAUGGUCAAGGAGGCAGGAUGCAGGCUGGAAAUGUGUUGUUAGACUUGUAUAAAGGACCAUUGGAUCCUUGCAUUCGAUGUUGCACAUGCGAGAAGUUAUUUUCUAUUGAUAAUUUUCUGAAACAUUUGCAUGAUGUUAAUGGAUCUAACAAACUUCUUGUCGUGAGACAGCCACAGACUUUUGCUCUUCGAGAUUUGAAUCCAACAUCGUACCAGAAGAAACUCUGGGAACAUUUCUUUAAGAAAAGAAAAGCAUAUAAUGAUGAGUUAAAACAGAAAAGAUUGGACAGAAUGGAUAAAGAAAAACAAACUCCAUUACAGAGUAGGGAAUCAUCAGAUGUUAGAAUUAGUGGUCGUAAACGAAGACCAAAACAACUACACCCUAUAGAAAAUUACCGCUAUAACUUACCUAAGGGUUCUGUGAAUGCUAGUGAUAAAAUGGAGUCUUCUGAUGACCCCCCUCCUAGCAAAUGUAGGAAGUCAGUGGAUACCUCCACCUCAUGUGAAGACAUGAAUUGUGAAGAAGGAACAGAAAGUGUGGUGACCUUGACCAAUGGCCCAGAGGUCAUUAGUUUCACAGCUCUAGAGACUGAAAGGGCAUUUGAUGUUUAAACCAUAAAA
This is a messenger RNA of Saccostrea echinata, 4693 nucleotides long. RefSeq lists its product as uncharacterized. Gene Ontology annotation, molecular function: SMAD binding. NCBI's taxonomy places the organism in Eukaryota, Metazoa, Mollusca, Bivalvia, Ostreida, Ostreidae. The record is from RefSeq and is a predicted model, not a curated record. The coding region runs from base 170 to 4684 and encodes 1504 amino acids. The transcript has 4 exons.